UGCAAGAGCACCAACGGAUUUCCGCUGAUGGGUGGGCCUAGAUUGUGACGGACUGGGCCUUUUACGGACAGCUCGCAACCAAAGCAGAACGCAGUGGAAAGGCGAGGAGGAAGGGUAUAUAUUUCCACGCGAAAUCCACCACGAUGAGCGGCGGCGGCCGGAAGCCGGUGGGCGACGAUGCGGAGGUGGAAGCACUGCUCCGGGCGGCACAAGACGCCGUGCUGCUCAAGCUCCAGGCCAACUCCCACCUCGUCUCGUCGUCGUCCUCCGCCGCCUCGAACCCUCUUGCUCUCGACGAGGGGCCCGGUCCACUGGACGACGACCUCGCCCGCCGCCUCGACGCGCUCAGGUCCCGCCCGGCGCCGCCGAAGCGGCCCGGUGGUGCCCCCACCCCUGCAGCCGGCGGGAUGGACGAGAUGGAGGCACGGUUCGCGGCGCUGAAAGGCGCGGCGGUUUGCCCGGAUAAGGAGACAAGGGUGCGGCUGGAGGAUCUGGGAGGGGAAUCGGACGAGGAGGACGAGGUGGAGAAGGUGAUGCGGUGGGCGAUGGACGCCGCGCGGCUCGACGUCGCCACUGCCGGCGGUGGUGCCAGCAACGCCGACCACAAGGAAGAAGAAGACAAGAGCAGCAACGCCGAGGACAAGGAAGAAGAAGACAAGAGCAGCGCCAGUAGCGAGGAUGAGGAAGAGAGACUGGAACUGGAGGAGACGAGGAAGGAGAAGGAGAUGAUGAGCAAGAAGAACAAAGCCAAGAGCAGGUGGUUCUUCUUUUGAUCCUAAAUGUACGUUUGAUCUCAUAUCAUCACAAGCAAAGAUGUAUCCCUAGCCCGCUACACAGUUUGAUCUCAUGAUCACAAGCAAAGAAUCCAGCAAGUGAAUUCAAUCAUAUUAUCUGUAAUAGAGAUUAUGAGUUUGCAUUGCUAUCUCUGAUGAACAUGAUAACUUGUGCAAUUGCAAUUGAUAUUUCCUGAUA
Messenger RNA from Triticum aestivum (bread wheat), 972 nucleotides. RefSeq names its product proline-, glutamic acid- and leucine-rich protein 1. The transcript has a single exon. The record is from RefSeq and is a predicted model, not a curated record. The coding region runs from base 144 to 773 and encodes 209 amino acids. Lineage: Eukaryota; Viridiplantae; Streptophyta; Magnoliopsida; Poales; Poaceae.